AUGAUUGAUGAGGCCGUCCUCCCAAACAUCGGAGAGGGAAUCUUGGAAGUGGAGGUGUUGCAAUGGUUUGUUGCUCCCGGCGACAGCGUGAGCCAGUUCGACAAGCUGUGCGAGGUCCAGAGCGACAAGGCGAACGUCGAAAUAACCAGCCGAUACGAUGGUGUGGUGCGGAAUGUUCACUGGAAUGUUGGCGACAUGGUUCAGACGGGCGCUGUUCUAGUGGACAUCGAGGAGCGAGCGGCUUUUUCCGCGGGGAUUUCCACACCGAGGCAGCCGUACUUGUCGUCGGCUGAAAGUACGGGGGUGCCGCAGCUUUCGGUGCCGAGUUCGCAACACCCAGCAGUGGCGCCGCCGGCUCCUGCUGAAAUGGUCACCCCGGAGAGCACCGGGGGGACGUCAUUCGGAAAUGGAGGAGGCGUUGGCGACCUUGAGGGAAGCGGGCCGGCGAGGAGACAGGGAGAGGGGGUAGAGGUGGCGUCAGAGACAGAAGAAGGGGGGCAGCAGCAGCGGUCACGACGUGAGGCAAAGGAGCCUUUCGCGGUGCCGAUAAAAGGAGUCCAGCGGGCGAUGAUGGAGGCGAUGCGGAAGGCCCUCGAGGUGCCGCAUAUGACCUUCUGCGACGAGGUCAACGCGGACCGCCUGGGCAAGCUGAGGUCCGACCUUAAGGUGGCCGCCGAGCGGCGGGGUGCCAGGCUGAGCUACUUGCCUCUCAUCGUCAAGGCCACGUCGAUGGCUCUCACCGCCUUCCCUACUCUCAACGCCAGCCUGAGUGAAGACAACAAGUUCCUGCUGCAGCAUCCAGGCCACAACAUCGGGGUUGCGAUGGACACGGAGAAGGGACUGCUUGUUCCUUGCAUCGCCAACGUGGAGGAGAUGAGCGUCCUCGACAUCGCGGAGGAACUGAACACCCUCCAGAGACUCGGGGCCGCGGGAAAGCUGGGAGAGGAGGAACUUGCGGGAACGACUUUCACACUGUCCAAUAUCGGGAGCAUCGGCGGCACCUACGCAUCACCCGUCAUUCUCCACCCCCAGGUCUGUAUCGGCGCCCUCGGGCGCAUGCAGCGGGUGCCCCGCUUCGAUGCUGUCGACACGGACAAGGUCGUGGCCAGCAAGGUGAUCCCGGUGUCCUGGUCGGCCGACCAUCGCGUCGUGGACGGAGGCACCCUCGCCCGGUUCUCGAACACGUGGAAGGCUUACUUGGAAAACCCCGCUCUAAUGCUCGCCGAUACUCGUUGAUGGGCCACUGAUCGGAUCAAUCCACCGGGCCGCUGCUGAGGAGUUUUUCCUCUGUGCUGCCUGGUUUGAGUCUGGGCUGUUAUUUGUCUGAGCUGCUAGCCCGUGGUGCUAGUGGUGGUCGGAGGCACCGGCCUCUGCCGAACUGGUUGGUGAUGUACUCAUUUCGUUCGCUCGGCUGAGCUUUGGCGCGGGGCGAGAGCAUUAGGGAGUCCAUCUUGGGGUUCGGUCAGUGUUGUACAAAGUCGCUGCGCUAUUUGGGAUAUUUUUUAUCAGGGGGGACGAGAGCCCCAUUGGGCUUAGAAGGGUAGUCAAAGGUAGAGGGCAGGACGUGCUUGUCCGCGAGUUAUUGCAUGCAAUGGUUGCGGCUGUGUGAUGCUUUGGCAUGGCCUUUCGAGAAUAUGAUGUCAUGAUCUCUCCUCCAAUGGUAGCGGUCAAGAGGGGAUGUGGAGUGAAGGUCGACAAAAUGUGAAUUGUGAAUGGGGAAGUUCGAAGGACGUGGAGCUCCAAUUUGUAGGAUGUUGCGACGUGCAUGGGAAAUCGCACUGGUGACGUUGUUUCGCGCCUUCCUGUCUGUGUUGUGGGCGUGCUAUCGUACGCUGCUCUUCUCUGGUAGAAUGUAACUACAUGAUGUAGAUAUGUAUCAAUAGUCGGUGGGGGUGUUGUCGCUUGCAUCAUCGGUGGAGGGAGAGGUCGUCGAUGCUGACAGUACCACAGUUGCCGCCUUUGUUUGUUGGGUGCCAUUGAUGCAGCUCUUACCCAGCAACGCAUAUUGUUUUUGUGCGUAUAAAGGCUCACCGCGAACUAACGCCGGCACGCCUUGCAUGUAGAGGCUGCCCCAAAACGUUGGUCGGGGUGCAAACGUCUAAGGUGUUCCGGGUUGGUGUCUCCACAUUUUCCCCUU
This is a messenger RNA of Ectocarpus sp. CCAP 1310/34, 2137 nucleotides long. The record is from the annotation of a GenBank genome assembly. Lineage: Eukaryota; Phaeophyceae; Ectocarpales; Ectocarpaceae.